Molecule: messenger RNA, 1065 nt
Organism: Osmia bicornis bicornis
Lineage: Eukaryota; Metazoa; Arthropoda; Insecta; Hymenoptera; Megachilidae
Gene: mRpL12
Product: 39S ribosomal protein L12, mitochondrial
Exons: 4
Coding region: 279-833 (184 amino acids)
Biological process (GO): translation; mitochondrial transcription
Cellular component (GO): mitochondrial large ribosomal subunit; ribosome
Molecular function (GO): structural constituent of ribosome
Source: RefSeq, a predicted model, not a curated record
UCAUGAUUGAAAUAAAAUUGCUAAUUACAAAAGAACUAAUUUGUCAUAAACGUUAAAAAUAGAUUCAGAAUCAAUCACAAACGAUUUACAAACGAAAUACACUAAGAAAAAUUAAAAAUAAUCAUAUUUUAUUAUUCCUACUGGCUAGCUUCAUGUAGGUCACUGGCUUGAGGGUGUAAUUCUUUUUCACGUUUUCAGUGUUUCAGUGGUUUUCAGUCACUGACUGUUUUUGUGGCUGAGGUUUUGAGUUAUUCUUCGGAAUAAAUCAUUAAAUAAAUAUGAUGAAUGCGGUACGAUUUGUUUGUCAGCGAAAUGUUCGCCAAAUUCGUCAGUUCCAUAAAUGCAUUGUUCAGCACACAGAGGUAGAAGCAACUACUGUUAGUACACCUGCAGAAUCCAGUUAUGUUUCUACAGAUACAGAUAAGAAACCAGAAGUUAGUUCUAAGAUAGAACAAAUUGCUAGUCAGAUUGUUGCCUUAAAUCUUAUAGAAGUGGCACAAUUAAGCGAUUUGCUAAAAAAGAGGUUAAACUUACCGGAUGCACCUAUGAUGUCUAUGGGUGCUUUUGUUGGUGCACCUAAAGCUGAAGAAGAAGAGGAAGAACCUCAACAAGUACAAACCAUAUUCACUGUUAAAUUAAAAGCUUUUAAGGAUGAUCAAAAGGUUGCUUUAAUCAAAGAAAUGAAGACUAUACUACCAGACUGUAAUCUUGUGCAGGCUAAGAAAUUUGUUGAAAGUGCACCAGUAGUGGUCAGAGCUGAUAUUCCAAAAGAUGAAGCAGAACAGCUGAAGGAGGCUAUUGAAAAAGUGGGUGGUGAAGUUGAAAUUGUAUAAUUAUCUUGUAUAAAUAUACAUUCAAAGUUUUACUAAAGUGGUCUGAUAGCAUUUUUAUAAUAAAAUAAUUCCUAUAAUAAUUAGUUAAAGAUCCCUUACUAUAGACAUAUAUAUUUCUGUAAUGUUCAUUGUAUCACCUCUUGCAUUUUUAUCAUAAACAAGAGUCUAAACAUAAAAAUUAUAUUAUAAAUUAUGUAUAUAAAAACGAUGAAUAAAGUGAUUUUUAAUGUUA